Molecule: messenger RNA, 692 nt
Organism: Pelagomonas calceolata
Lineage: Eukaryota; Pelagophyceae; Pelagomonadales; Pelagomonadaceae
Source: the annotation of a GenBank genome assembly
CGGGCAGCUGAGUGGGCGCGCCGGUCGCACGACGGGCCGAAACGAGAUCGUCGGGUGUUCGCGGGCAGCCCGCGCACACGCCAGGAGCAAUGGCGUUGGAUCGCGUUGCAGGGGAGGUGUCGGAAGAGCUGAGGCUAUCCUUCGAAAGCUGGACCGAUGCGACGCGGCUGCUGCAGUUUCCAUCCACAGACUGUGUGUACAGGCCACCCAGCAUGCGCGCCAAAAUCUUGCGCGCGCUGCCGAUAGAAUCGACAUUCACGUACGCGCGGUUGAUGGAAACCGUCGCGAAGCUCGGAGGAACCAUGCGAGAUGUGACGGUCAUGGCGACGCACCUCAACCAUCAGACGAUUGUCGCCGUCGGGCAGCACCGAAUCCCGGACAAGCGGCUGCGCAACAGUCCACCGCCCCGGGUCACGCCGUCGAAGCGGCGGAGGACAGAACCAGAACCGGUCGACGACGACGACCGCACGGAGGAUUAUGCGGGCCCGCCCGUGGAUGUCUCGGAGCAGGAGCUCGACGCAGCGAAGGCCAAGGCGGCCGCCUUGCGCGCCGCCGCGGCGCUGGCCGACACCGACCUGGCGACCAAGAAGCGGCAACGGCGCGACCAUCGAACGAGAGAUCGAGCGGUUGCAAGCGGCACGGGACGACUUGGAAUCGGACGCCGAGUAAGUACAGGUAUUAUCUUUAGCUAG